This is a messenger RNA of Nematocida homosporus, 1935 nucleotides long. RefSeq lists its product as uncharacterized. The transcript has a single exon. The coding region runs from base 1 to 1935 and encodes 644 amino acids. Gene Ontology annotation, molecular function: serine-type endopeptidase activity. Gene Ontology annotation, biological process: proteolysis. The record is from RefSeq and is a predicted model, not a curated record. NCBI's taxonomy places the organism in Eukaryota, Fungi, Microsporidia.
AUGAUCAGUCUCUUUAAAACAAGUAGCGGUGUUGAUGGCAUGAGGAAGUCUUGGUUGCUUUAUGUCAGUAGUGUUAUAGCAGUUAGAUUCUUUGGGGAUGAGAUAACGGUAAUUUUAAGCGAUAAGGGUAUUAAGAAAAUCAUUCAUUAUGAUAGGAGUGGUGGUGGUGUGAGUGGUGGUGAUAGUCGAGAUAGUAGUAUUCAGGUGGGUAAUAAUGUAUCUAGUACCUUAGCUAGUAAUCAAGUGGGUACUGGUAAUGUUAAUGGUAUUAGAGAUAGUACUGGUACUGGUAAUGGUAAUGGUACUGGUAGAGAUAGUACUACUAGAGAUAUUGGUGUUCAAGUGGGUAAUGGUAGUAUUAAUGUUAGAGAUAGUAAUGGUGCUGGUAGUAGUACUAGAGAUAGUAAUGGUAGUAGUAGUAGAGAUAGUAGUAUUCAAGUAGGUAAUGGUAAUAUUAAUACUAGAGAUAGUAAUAGUAAUGUUAAUAGUAUUAGAGAUGGUAGUAAUCAAGUAAGUAAUGGUAAGACAAGUAGGAAUACUACUCAACUAACUGGUGGCAAUACUACUAAUAGAAAUGGUAAUAGAGAUAGUAGUAAUAGAAAUAGUAGUAGUAGAAAUAGUAGUAGAAAUAGAGAUAGAGAUGGUGAACGGCGGGGGUGUUGGGUGAUAGAAGUGGGGAGUCGGAUGGAUGGGUUGAAAGUUGAGGAGGUGAGAAGAAAGGUACAGAGUAAUGGUGGUCGGUUGGUUUAUGUUUAUGACCGGAUAAUGCGGGGGAUCAGUAUUUGUGGGGGUGAGUUAAAUCGGUGGCAGAAGGUUAUGCUUGAAUUAGGAGUGGAGGUGGUGGGGAUAGAACCGGAUAAGAAGUAUCGGAGUAGUUACUUACAGAAAGGUAUUCCUGAUAACUUCUAUGUCAGUAGAAUGGCUGAGUCUAGUUGGUUGGGUAGUGGUUGGUGGAAUAGAGUAGUUAGUAAGUACGUACGGAAUAGUUACUUGGUGCGGAAGUCUUUUUGGUUUAAGUGGUACCGAGAUAUGUAUGUUUAUGCUGCUAGUUUAGAGACUGGUAGUGGAGUUAGUAUUCAUGUGCUGGAUACUAAUGGAGUGUUUAACCAUCCGGAAAUAGAAGGAAGAGUACGAGUGAAGAAAGUACUAGGUAGGAACUUGCCAUUGGAUGCACAUGUGGUUUCGGUUGUUACGGCGGCGGCUGGUCAGACAACGGGAUUAGGGAAAGAAGCUCAAGUUUAUGUUUAUCCGGUCUUUGAUCGGUCUUUGGGAUACUUAAGUGAUAUUCUUUGGGGGUUAGAAAGAGUUGCUAGUGAAGUAGUUCCUUGGGUUUCAGUUGUACUCUUACCCUUCUCUGGUGAAGUUUCGGAUAUUUUGGAUGGAGCUCUUAAACACUUCUUUGAUCGGAAUGUUCAUGUAGUAGCUGCAGCUGGUAAUGAUAGUAGUAAUUCUUGCCAAUUUAGUCCUGGUCGGUCGGCUUAUGCCUUAACAGUUAGUAGUUUAACCGAUACUUACCAAGUAUCUAGUUGGUCUAACCAAGGUACUUGUACUGAUGCUUACUCACCAGGUUUAGUUACAGUUGGUCAAACUCAAACUAAUUCCUCAACAACCACCAGUACAACUCCUCAUUACCGCCAAGAAGAAGGCACAAGUCUUUCUGCUGCCUACACAGCCGGGUACAUCUCCCAACUUAUUGAAAGAACCAACUAUACAUCCCAAGCACUCAAAACCUUCUUCCAAUCAAUUCCCAAUCAAAUCACACCUCUUCCCCACCAAAGUUCACUCUUCCCAACUAUUAACUCCAAUCACACAUACAACUCCAUCAUUUAUGAUGGUCUAAUUCUUAUCCUUUUCCUAUGUCUUCUUCUCAUCCCGUUCUACUUCCUAUUCAAGAACCGCCGCUAUUCAUUCAUCCGGUACAACUCCCGCAAAUAA